This is a messenger RNA of Hemicordylus capensis (graceful crag lizard), 2169 nucleotides long. RefSeq names its product zinc finger protein 558-like. The transcript is spliced from 6 exons. NCBI's taxonomy places the organism in Eukaryota, Metazoa, Chordata, Lepidosauria, Squamata, Cordylidae. Gene Ontology annotation, biological process: regulation of DNA-templated transcription. The record is from RefSeq and is a predicted model, not a curated record. The coding region runs from base 161 to 1231 and encodes 356 amino acids.
GGUGGGGACUCUGGCAGCAGAAGUGGCUGCUGGCCUCUCUGAGGCAGAGAAGCCUCCACUAGACACUGGAGAAAAGCCACCCUUCAGUUGGAUGGUGCAGGACGGUGACCAAGGUGCCAGCUUGCUGGGGCCGGACUGGGGACACUGAGGGAGCGGUGGAAUGUCUUGUUGUAAGCGCUCCAAGCGGCAGUGUUCUGGCGGGCUGGGAGGCAUUGGACAGACCCCAGGGCCUCCUUCCAGGCCUUCUCUUGGUGAUGGAAAGGAUUUUGUUGAAACUCCAUCCCUGGAACAGGCUCCAUUGACCUUUGAGGAGGUGGCCGUGUGCUUCACGGAGGAGGAGUGGGCUCUGCUGGAUGCUGCCCAAAGGGCUCUGCACAAGGAAGUCACGGAGGAGAAUUCUGGGCAUCUGGCCUCUCUGGGACUUUUGGUUUCCAAACCUGAGCUUACUUCCUGGCUGGAGAAAGAGGAAGGACCAUUUGAUGAGGGCACCGAGGAAGGAGAGAGAAGUGCAGGUGAUGAGAGAGAGAGUGAAAUGCAGUGGAGAAGAUCUGAAGGAAAACGGAAGUGGGUAGAGAAAUCCAUUGUUUCCAAAGGAUCUGGCGUGCAGGAAAUUCCUAUCUUGAAAGAAAGUGACAACAGAAAUAGAAGGAGUAAGAUCCUUCUACAGGCAAAAAUCUUAACUUAUAAUUCAAACCAUCACAUGGAUCAAAGACUCCAGACAGGAGAGAAGCCAUUUAAAUGCUCAGAGUGUGGAAAGAUAUUCAAGCAGAGUGCAGCUCUUACUAAGCAUCAAAGAAUCCACACAGGGGUGAAACCUUUUGAGUGCUCAGUGUGUGGAAAGAGCUUCAAGCAGAACUCAGACCUCACUGCCCAUAAAAGAAUCCACUCAGGAGAGAAACCAUAUCAGUGCUCAGUGUGUGGAAAGAGCUUCAGCCAGAGAACAAGCCUUAGUUACCAUGAAAGAAACCACACAGGGGAGAAACCAUAUCAGUGUUCAGUGUGUGGAAAGAGCUUCAAACAGAGUACAAAUCUUGCUGUGCAUCAAAAUAACCACACAAAGCAGAAACCAUAUCAUUGCUCUGUGUGUGGAAAGAGCUUCAGCCAGAGUACAAGCCUUAAUUGCCAUGAAAGAAACCACACAGGGGAGAAACCAUAUCAGUGUUCAGAGUGUGGAAAAAGCUUCAAAGGAAGCACAAAUCUUACUGUGUAUCAAAGAAUCCACACGGGGUGAAACCGUCAAAGAAUCCACACAGGGGUGAAAUAUCAAUGCUCAGUCUGUGGAAAGCGCUUUAACCAGAGCUCAAAUCUUACAGUGCAUCAGAUAAUCCACACGGAGUAAGACCAUAUCAGUGCUCAGUGUGUGGAAAGAGCUUCAAUGAGCGCACAAAUCUUGCUGUGCAUCAAAGAAUCCACACAGGGGUUAAACCAUAUCACUGCUCAAUUUGUGGAAAGAGCUUCAGCCGGAUCACAAGCCUUAUACAACAUCAGAUAAUCCACACAAGUGAGAAACCACAUCAAUGCUCAGUGUGCAGAAAGAGCUUCAGCCAGAGCACAAGCCUUACACGACAUCAAAUAAUACACACAGAAGAGAAAUCAUAUCAUUGUUCAGUGUGUGGAAAAAGCUUCAACUGGAGCACAAAUCUUGCUGUGCAUCAAAGAAUCCACACAGGGGUGAAACAAUAUCAGUGCUCAGUGUGUGGAAAGAGCUUCAGCCGGAAUACAAGCCUUGCAUGACAUCAAAUAAUCCACACACAGUAGAAACCAUAUAAGUGCUCAAAGUGUAGAAAAAGCAUCAGAGUACACAUCUUGUUACAACAAAGAAUUUACACAGGAAAUAAAAUAUAUCAGUGUUCAGUUUGGUGGGCCACUGUGUGAAACAGGAUGCUCAACUAGAUGGGCCUUGGGCCUGAUCUAGCAGGGCUGUUCUUAUGUUCUUAAUUUGACGAGGAGCCAAGAUGGCGAUGGAACAGCCUGUUUUAGAGCCCCAGUUUUAAGUAACAUGUCUUUCUGAUAUGCCUUCAGUCUUUAAAAUUUUUCCCACAGCUUAUGUUGGAGACUCCUGGCAGGCAUGCAGGUGUAGGAGCCAUGCCUUGUGACAACUACAGAUCUGAGUUAGGACAAUGGUGUUGAAAUAUCAAACAACUCAAAAAUUAUGGUGCAGUUAGGAUG